Messenger RNA from Zingiber officinale, 1764 nucleotides. RefSeq names its product probable UDP-arabinose 4-epimerase 2. Gene Ontology annotation, molecular function: UDP-glucose 4-epimerase activity. The coding region runs from base 231 to 1487 and encodes 418 amino acids. Gene Ontology annotation, cellular component: cytosol. The transcript is spliced from 11 exons. NCBI's taxonomy places the organism in Eukaryota, Viridiplantae, Streptophyta, Magnoliopsida, Zingiberales, Zingiberaceae. Gene Ontology annotation, biological process: beta-D-galactose catabolic process via UDP-galactose, Leloir pathway. The record is from RefSeq and is a predicted model, not a curated record.
UCUCUCCAAACAGAACUAAUGAAUUGACAAGUCCACUCGGACUCGGCCCGAACUUCAUCCACUCUAUAAAAAAACCUCAACUUUUUCUCCUCUCUUUGCUCGCCUCUUCCUCCUCUCCCCUGAUCUUUCGCUGCUAGGGACCGCUAUACUCGCCAAGCUGCCUUGAUCUGGUCGGCAGUUGGAGGUUGUGUUCGUUGAGGAACAGGAACAGGAAACCCUUGUGUUUUACUAUGAAGGAAACUUCUCCCAUGCUACCUAGCAACAGGAACAGAAAUCAGCCUAGAGCUGUCAGACCUUGGCCGCUUGCAGGAAUGGAUUACCCAGAUACCAGACGCAAGCCUCAUAUUAUUGGGAAACUGAUUAUGGCUGUUAUACUGACAGCCUUCUGCAUACUGAUUCUGAAGCAAUCACCGGGUUUCAUGGCCACUAGUGUGUUUUCACAGCAUGAACCUGGAGUGACUCAUGUCUUAGUGACUGGUGGCGCCGGCUAUAUUGGUUCCCAUGCUGCACUUCGACUCUUAAAGGACUCAUACCGUGUUACAAUAGUGGAUAACCUCUCCAGAGGAAACCUUGGAGCUAUUAAGGUUCUCCAGCAACUAUUUCCAGAGCCCGGAAAACUUCAAUUUAUUUAUGCAGAUUUAGGAGAUGCAAGAGCUGUUAAUCGGAUCUUCGCUGAAAAUGCUUUUGAUGCCGUUAUGCAUUUUGCGGCUGUAGCUUAUGUUGGUGAAAGCACACUUGAACCGCUUAGGUACUAUCAUAAUAUCACUGCAAAUACUUUGGUGAUUCUUGAAGCUAUGGCAGCACAUGGCGUUAAAACUCUUAUUUACUCGAGUACUUGUGCUACUUAUGGAGAACCCGAGAAGAUGCCAAUUACAGAGCUAACUCCUCAGAAUCCUAUCAACCCAUAUGGGAAGGCUAAGAAAAUGGCAGAGGACAUUAUCCUAGAUUUUUCAAAGAAAUCGGACAUGGCAGUCAUGAUAUUGAGAUAUUUCAAUGUCAUUGGAUCUGAUCCAGAAGGAAGAUUAGGUGAAGCCCCUAGACCUGAACUAAGGGAACAUGGACGGAUUUCUGGUGCUUGCUUUGAUGCAGCUUUAGGCAUCAUACCCGGAUUAAAGGUUAAAGGAACAGACUACACAACCAGUGAUGGAACUUGUAUCAGAGACUAUAUUGAUGUUACUGAUCUCGUCGAUGCUCAUGUAAAAGCUCUUGACAAGGCGAUGCCUAACAAAGUUGGCAUAUACAAUGUUGGUACCGGAAAAGGUAGGUCUGUCAAAGAAUUUGUUGAGGCCUGCAAAAAAGCCACCGGGGUGAACAUCAAAGUUGAUUACCUCGAGCGCAGGCCAGGUGACUAUGCCGAAGUGUAUAGUGAUCCAUCUAAAAUCAAUCGUGAGCUGAAUUGGACGGCACACUACACCAAACUUGAGGAGAGCCUUUCAAUUUCUUGGAGGUGGCAGAAAUUGCAUCCGAGCGGCUAUAGUUCACAGUGAUUGUCAUUGACAAAAACCAGAUUGCCGGCGAUAUUUGUCCAAGUGUUGGUUACAGUCAUCACAUAAUUUGAAUAGAAGAGCGGCAACUUUGGAGGUUUUGAGACAUACAAGGCGUCUGCGGUAGGAAACUGAGAUAAUUUGUUGUUUCUUAACUUGGGGUUAGGUUGAAUUCAUCGAACAGAAUUACAGAACUGUGUUGUUUUUUUCAUCCCCAUUGGUUGUUUUCUCAUGUAUCAUUCAUAAUGUGAUAUAAUAUGAUGAUUAUUCCUUUUGCCUA